Messenger RNA from Ipomoea triloba (trilobed morning glory), 2184 nucleotides. Its product is annotated as magnesium transporter MRS2-11, chloroplastic-like. The transcript is spliced from 15 exons. Gene Ontology annotation, cellular component: membrane. Gene Ontology annotation, molecular function: magnesium ion transmembrane transporter activity. Gene Ontology annotation, biological process: transmembrane transport; magnesium ion transport. The record is from RefSeq and is a predicted model, not a curated record. NCBI's taxonomy places the organism in Eukaryota, Viridiplantae, Streptophyta, Magnoliopsida, Solanales, Convolvulaceae. Bases 222 to 1718 code for a protein of 498 amino acids.
UCCAGAAGCCAAACUACCUCCCGUUUCUUCACCAAAGCAUCCACAACCACCAGCUUCAUCGCCUACUUCACCUCACAACCUCUAACCUAUAAAUACACGCCAAUAAUUUCAUUUCUCCAUUGUCUGUUUCUCCAAACCCUUGGACAAGUCUCAGAGACGAUUCUGCAUUUCUGCAGAUUACUAUUUAUCAAAUCUUCACUUCUCUCACAUGUCCUCCGUCAAUGGCCGCCGCAUUUCAAGCUCCGUAUCUCCUCCAAUUGCCUGUCCGAUCGCCGCAGCUCCGGAUUGUUUUGUCCAGCGAAUGCCCCGUCCUUCUCCCGAUCAGAAUCUCGGGCUUGCCGUCGUUGCAUAGGGGCCGCAGAGUCUCGGUGAAGGUGCGGACUCUGGAUGUUGUCAGGUGCUUGACGAAGUCGACGGUGGAGCCCGAGCAGGAGGGUUUGGUUGAUCGGGAGAUUAGCGGGGAUGAUAGUAAGGUUGAUCCGCAAGAGGUCUUGGCUGAAGCGGCGGCUCAGAAGGAAUUUUCCAGUGCUUCGGUCGGUCAGCGGAAGGUUGUCGCCGGCGAUUCUCUGUCCCUUGGGAUCCGCGAACCGGUUUACGAGGUACUGGAAGUAAAGUCAAAUAGGACGGUCUCAACAAGAAAAAUAAAUAGAAGAAACUUGCUGAAGUCGAGUGGUCUUCGUCCUCGAGAUAUCCGGAGUGUUGAUCCAUCAUUGUGGUUGACAAAUUCAAUGCCUUCUUUACUGGUCCGUGAACAUGCAAUCCUAUUGAAUCUGGGCUCUUUACGAGCCAUAAUAAUGCAGGAAAGUGUCCUUGUAUUCAACUAUAACAGUAAAGGCGGAACAGCUUUCAUUGGUGCACUCUUACCUCGGCUAAACCCUGACAACUUGAGUGGAGGGCAUUCAAUGCCAUUUUUGCUUGAGGUGGUUGAAGCAGCCUUGCAUUCACGGAUUCAACGACUGGAGCAGAGAUUAUGGGAUCUAGAACCUCGUGUGCAGGAUUUACUUGAGGUUUUGCCUAAUAGAUUGACUGCAGAUGUAUUAGAGCAACUCCGGAUGAGCAAACAGUCUUUGGUUGAACUGGGUUCUAAAGCUGGUUCCCUUAGACAAAUGCUACUUGAUAUUCUUGAGGAUACCCAUGAAAUACGCCUCAUCUGUAUCAUGGGAAGAAACUGCACCCUCAAGAAAGAAAAUGAUGAAAUGGAAUGUGCUGUUUCCUUGGACAAACAGAUUGCAGAGGAGGAAGAGGAAGAAAUUGAAAUGCUUUUGGAAAACUAUCUACAAAGAUGCGAAUCUUGUCAUGGUCAAGCAGAAAGGCUCCUUGAUUCUGCAAAAGAAAUGGAAGACUCAAUUGCUGUUAACCUAAGCUCCCGUAGGCUUGAGGUAAGCAGAGUGGAAUUACUCCUGCAGGUUGGGACAUUUUGUGUUGCUGUUGGUGCUCUGGUAGCAGGUAUAUUUGGAAUGAAUUUGAAGUCUUACCUUGAAGAACAAAUGUAUGCAUUUUGGCUAACAACGGGAGGAAUAAUCAUUGGCGCUUUUGUGGCAUUUUUUGUAAUGUACUUGUAUCUCAGAACAAGGAAAAUACUCAAUUAUGAUAGGGAGAGCUCGAGUGUAGGGCAUCAAUUCUACUAUUCCCCCGCGAUUUCUGGUCGAGUCCUUAUUCCUCUAGGAAUUAGCUUUCAAGUUUCAAUCACCAGUGACCAGAACAAUAGACUAUACUAAAACAAUGAAGGAAUUCCUUGUUUGGUCCAAAGGAAGCUACAUUGUUUGGAGAAGGUUGAUGAUCACCCUAAACUAGGUUGUUUGUGAAAUUGCCCCUUUUGGAUCUGCUAUACUAGAGGGGCAGGAUAAUUGGACCAGUAUAGUUACACUAAAUGGGAAGAUUGAGGCUUGGAUUGGAGGUAGUUGGUUCGAUUCUGUACAGGGUUAAAUAAAUCUUUAGAGCAUCUUGAUAUCAAAUAUUUUUCUGCUGCCUGAGAUUUUGGCAGAUGAUUUUAUUUAAUAAACAGUUUAUUUUGUUUUGGUGGCUAACCUCAAAUGGCCCUUUUCAGUGUGUUGGCAGUCCAACUGUGUAUUAUUAUUUGUAGAUAUUGUGUCAUUGUGGGAACCUUAAGAUUUAGUUGAGUUGAUAAAAGUUGAGAUUUGAUAUUUAGACACCUCAUCAAGGAUUUGCUUACAUUUCCCAGAA